This is a messenger RNA of Rasamsonia emersonii CBS 393.64, 2343 nucleotides long. RefSeq names its product Homoaconitate hydratase. The coding region runs from base 1 to 2343 and encodes 780 amino acids. Gene Ontology annotation, biological process: L-lysine biosynthetic process. The transcript is spliced from 2 exons. Gene Ontology annotation, molecular function: 4 iron, 4 sulfur cluster binding; homoaconitate hydratase activity. NCBI's taxonomy places the organism in Eukaryota, Fungi, Ascomycota, Eurotiomycetes, Eurotiales, Trichocomaceae. The record is from RefSeq and is a predicted model, not a curated record.
AUGAUACCCAAGCCAAUGCAAUUCAGUCACAGCAGGCAUGCGACGCUCCUGCGGCGUUCGCUGCUUGCUGCCGUUCGGCUGCGCGCCUUUUCCUCGUCGAGAUUUCUCGCGCAGGAUGUCUUCCAUACCCAGCUCGAGAACCCCAGUGCUGCGGCGCACCUGGCUUCCCUCAAGAACCCGCCCAUGCCCCAGACCCUCACCGAGAAGAUCGUCCAGAAAUUCUCCGUCGGCCUGCCUGAGGGCAAGUUCGUCCGUUCCGGUGACUAUGUGACCAUUGCGCCGUACCGAUGCAUGACCCACGACAACUCCUGGCCCGUGGCCCUGAAGUUCAUGUCCAUUGGCGCCUCGAAGCUGCAUGACCCCAACCAGAUCAUCAUGACCCUCGACCACGAUGUCCAGAACAAGAGCGAGAAGAACCUGCAGAAGUACCGCCAGAUCGAGGAGUUCGCGAAGCAACACGGUGUCGAGUUCUAUCCCGCCGGACGAGGCAUUGGCCAUCAGAUCAUGGUCGAAGAGGGUUUUGCCUGGCCCGGGACGUUGGUUGUCGCCUCCGACAGUCACACCAACAUGUAUGGAGGAGUUGGUUGUCUGGGAACGCCCAUUGUCCGGACGGAUGGUGCUAGUAUCUGGGCUACGGGCAAGACGUGGUGGCAGAUCCCCCCGGUUGCGAAGGUGACUUUCACCGGCGUCCUGCCACCGGGUGUGACCGGAAAGGAUGUCAUUGUCGCCCUGUGCGGUCUGUUUGACAAGGACGACGUUCUCAACCACGCCAUUGAAUUCACCGGUUCCGAGGAGACCAUGCGCAGUCUUUCCGUGGACGACCGCUUGACCAUCGCCAACAUGACGACCGAAUGGGGCGCUCUUUCGGGUCUCUUCCCCAUUGACAACGUGUUGAAGGGCUGGUUGAGAGGAAAGGCAACGACUGCCGCUAUGGGUCUGGCCGACGGGCCCUACAAGACCCUUGCUGCCAAGCACUUCACCCACCCGCGGUUGGACGAGCUGUUUGCAAAUCCUUUGACCGCUGAUAAGGGUGCUAAAUACGCCAAGGAGCUUUUCUUGGAUCUCUCCACGCUUUCUCCCUACGUAUCGGGACCGAACUCGGUGAAAGUAGCCACGCCGCUGAACGAAUUGGAGGCCCAGAAUAUCAAGGUGGACAAGGCGUACCUGGUCUCAUGUACCAAUUCUCGAGCCUCGGACAUCGCCGCUGCUGCAAAAGUCUUCCGCGACGCUGCCGAGAAGAACGGUGGCCAGAUUCCAAAGAUUGCCGACGGUGUCAAAUUCUACAUCGCGGCGGCUUCGCUGCCUGAGCAGCAGACCGCGGAAGAUGCCGGCGACUGGCAGGUUCUUCUCGAAGCCGGCGCUCAGGCGCUCCCCGCUGGUUGCGGACCCUGCAUCGGACUUGGGACAGGUCUCCUUGAGCCUGGCGAGGUCGGCAUCAGCGCGUCCAACCGCAACUUCAAGGGCCGCAUGGGCAGCACCGAGGCCAAGGCGUACUUGGGAAGCCCGGAGGUCGUUGCAGCCAGCGCUCUGAACGGGAAGAUCAGCGGACCCGGCUGGUAUCAGAAGCCAGAAGGUUGGUCCGGUGUUGUCCGGGGUGAAGGCGACGGAAUUAAGGAGGAGGAUCGCAUGAUCACUGCCGAGGAGGCUAUUGAGAAAGUCAUCGGACAGCUGGAUGAGAUGAUCGCUGAUGGCGAACAGCGAUUCUCCCCAGAAGCGCAAGAAGCCAAGGGAAAGGACGAGGCGGACGAUGGUGCACUGACGGAAGUGUAUCCGGGGUUCCCUGAGCGGAUCUCCGGGGAGAUUGUCUUCUGCGAUGCAGACAAUAUCAACACGGAUGGCAUCUAUCCCGGCAAGUAUACGUACCAGGACAAUGUGCCUGUUGAGACCAUGGCCGAGGUCUGCAUGUCGAACUACGACCCGGCCUUCUCUUCCAUCGCCAAGGAAGGCGAUAUUCUGGUGUCUGGAUUCAACUUUGGGUGCGGCAGCUCGAGAGAGCAGGCUGCAACCGCCAUUCUUGCCAAGAAGAUCCCGCUUGUCGUGUCGGGCAGUUUUGGCAACAUCUUCUCGCGGAACAGCAUCAACAAUGCCUUGAUGGGACUCGAGGUUCCUCGACUGAUCCACCGCCUGCGGGAGACCUUCCCAGCCAAGGAUGGAGAAAAGGUGCUCACCCGCCGAACGGGAUGGACGCUGACCUGGGAUGUGCGCCGCAGCCGCAUUGAGGUCCAGGAAGGCGAAGGCGGGUCGAAAUGGACGCACCGGGUCGGAGAGCUUCCCCCGAAUGUGCAAGAGAUCAUUGCGAAGGGAGGACUGGAGAAAUGGGUCAAGAAUGCCAUUGGAGCAUAG